GAGGGGUUUUGUCAUCAUUUCUUUGAUUUUGUUGCCAUUUGCUUAAGAUAUUCUUGGUAAAAAUCUCUUUUUUAUCAGAUUUGGGAUUGUUUCGUUCUUUUUUUUCCCCCCACGAAUUAUGUGGUGAUCCUGAGAUAGGAAGUAGGGGAGAGUUGGAACGGGCCUAAAAAUUAGAUUUUUGAUUUGAUGUAGUAGUUAAUAAGCUGAUCUUAUGGAAUAAGAAUGUUUUGGUCUUGAGUGAAGCGUCCUUUUUCCUUCUUGGAAAGCUCUAAAUUCUUAUCUUUCCUCUUCUUUUGUGAAGAGAUGCUAUGUGUCUUAUGAUGUCUUGGAUGUGCAGAAAUCAGAGGACUUUUCGACCCAAGAAAAAUGCUGCAUCUGGCAAUAAGGGUACACAACUGAAAGGGCAUAUUGAUACAACCUUGGGCAGUGGGAACUUAACAGAGGCUGUUCGCUUACCUCCUGGAGUGGAUCGCAAUGAAUGGCUUGCGGUUAAUAUUGUUGACUUCUUCAAUCAAGUGAAUAUAUUGUAUGGCACUCUGAUGGAAUUUUGCACACCAACCACCUGCCCAACGAUGUCAGCAGGACCAAAGUUUGAGUAUAGAUGGGCUGAUGGAGUUCAAAUAAAAAAACCCAUAGAGGUCUCUGCACCAAAAUAUGUAGAGCAUCUGAUGGACUGGAUUGAAGCUCAGCUUGAUGAUGAAUCUAUAUUUCCUCAAAAACUUGGGGCACCUUUUCCUCCCAAUUUCCAAGAUGUUGUUAAAACGAUAUUUAAACGUCUUUUUAGGGUGUAUGCUCAUAUCUAUCACUCUCAUUUUCAGAAGAUUGUGAGUCUCAAGGAAGAAGCUCAUCUCAAUACUUGCUUCAAGCAUUUCACUUUAUUCACAUGGGUAAGUUUUCCUACUUGGUUGUUUUAUUCUGUGCCUUCUGUAUUUGAUGCCUUGAUUUACAUACACGAGAUUUUUUUUUAAAAAAAAUCAUUUUUUGCAAUUUUUAUCAGUGCUGGCCUCAUCUAUGAUCCGUACUACCCACUGAAUUGCACUUGGAUUCUUUCUUGAGUUAAAACCCAGUGAACAUUAUUGGGUGAUCUCAAUGCUUUGAUUUCAAAGCAACUUUUUAAUUAUUUUGUUCAUGAUGCAAAUAUCUUGUCCUUUGUGCAAGCUUUUCACUUUCUGGUUUGAACUAAUGCUGAUCUCUUGUGGUCAAUGAUCACAGAAGUGAUGUGUAUAUAUAGAUCAAGAAGUGCCUUCAGGUCCAGUUUAUGAAAUGUUGCAUGUGUUACUUCAAUCUCUCGGUGCUGUUCGUCUGAUGUGUUUUGUGAUAUAGGAGUUCUGCCUGAUAGACGAGCGGGAGCUUGCGCCACUCAAUGAUCUCAUUGAGUCGAUUGUCCUUGCAUAUUAAGGAAGCAUGACUGCGAAUGAUGGAUGAAGAGCUACUGAAUAGGAAUUUUUGAUAUAGCACAGGGAUUCUAUUUCUUUUUUUUUUUUGCUUUUUUUUUUAAUCCAAAACUAUUCUCACGUUCAUGAUUAUGAUUCUGAAUUUAUUGUGAUGAGACUCAAUUAAUUGACUUUUAGUUGGUCUGUUUGUGUGCUGUGUGCUCUUUUAUCUGUACUGCUGCUCUUGUACUGCUCUGUAAUUAUGUGACUGUAAUCAGUAAUUUUGAUCAUUAACCCUAUUAUUUGUACUCUUGGCUCUCUCUUUAUCAAGAGUUCUAGUUUCCCAUUUGUUCCAUUUGGUAGUUCAGAAUGUAAGUAAAAAGAACAUUGGUUGAAAGGUUUGAGGAGAAUCUUCUUUUCCAAAGUUUGCUAAAAAAAUAGAAAUUAUGCCAAAAGGGAGAAAAUUAAAGAUCAUCAUCUUUUAAUGCGAGGGUAAUAUUAUUUUUUCUCUAUUUAGGUAGAGAUAUACUCUUAUAUCCGAUCCAUUCACUUAAUGGAUUGGACUGGUCCCAAUUUGAAGGCGCCAGAAGCUAAUUUUGGUUGGUUUGCAAUUUUUGUUGGGAGUAUUGAGUCUUAUUUAGGAAUUAGGACAUAAUAGGAGAUUUAGUUUUGGAUAUUGCUGGGUCAAAAUCAGAUUGAGCACUCAAGUCAACUGGAGACAUCUGCACCCCUUUGAAACAUGUCUUUAGGAGGUCGAGCUUAUCGGUAUUGUGCUGGUUUGAGCCUGCCUGAAGCAUUGUGCAUUACCUUGGAGAUUGUAUGCUCAGAUGCAUUAGGGUUCAUUAAUACAACAGCAACCUUUUUUCUUUCCCCCCUCUGUUUUUUAGUUGGUUAGAACAAACAACCGUCGCCUUGCUGUUUACAUUUACUUCAAAUUUGAUAAUUGAUGGAGUCAAGCUUAUUGUUCUAUAUGCAUAUUCUUCAAAAAUAAAAAGAGAAUAUGUCUUCUCCAAAACACUUGUCUUCUUUAAAUAGAAAAAAAGCCAUCAGUGGCUAAUAUUUCCAUGUCAGAAGCUUAAACUUUGCUGACAAGACACAUCAAUAAGGAGAUAAUCAGGUAUAAUCAAGCAGAAGUAUAUAUUUUGUGGAUAAAGAACCAAACUUUCAUGAAGCUCAUCAAUAAAAUCCCUGGGAUUU
Molecule: messenger RNA, 2570 nt
Organism: Phoenix dactylifera (date palm)
Lineage: Eukaryota; Viridiplantae; Streptophyta; Magnoliopsida; Arecales; Arecaceae
Source: RefSeq, a predicted model, not a curated record